Temnothorax curvispinosus is the source of this 3674-nucleotide messenger RNA. RefSeq names its product V-type proton ATPase subunit C-like. The coding region runs from base 65 to 1855 and encodes 596 amino acids. Gene Ontology annotation, biological process: proton transmembrane transport. The transcript has 8 exons. The record is from RefSeq and is a predicted model, not a curated record. Gene Ontology annotation, cellular component: vacuolar proton-transporting V-type ATPase, V1 domain; lysosomal membrane. Lineage: Eukaryota; Metazoa; Arthropoda; Insecta; Hymenoptera; Formicidae. Gene Ontology annotation, molecular function: proton-transporting ATPase activity, rotational mechanism.
GUGUCACGAUAUCGUCGCUGUUUCAGGUAUAUUAGAGAUUUAGUCGCGAAACACACUACUCAAGAUGACGGAGUAUUGGCUGAUAUCCGCGCCGGGUGACAAAACCUGUCAGCAGACAUGGGAGACUAUGAACAAUUUAACAUCCAAACAACAUUCUCUGUCGGUGAACUAUAAAUUUCAUAUUCCGGAUCUGAAGGUCGGAACGCUGGACCAGCUAGUCGGUUUGUCGGACGACCUGGGCAAGCUUGACACAUAUGUAGAACAAGUAACGCGUAAAGUGGCGACGUAUCUGGGCGAGGUUCUGGAGGACCAGAGGGACAAGCUGCACGAGAACUUGAUGGCCAACAACAGUCAAACAUCAAUGGAGGGGGAGAGCUCGAGCCCCGAAGGGGCUCCGGACACCCCGCCAAACACCCCUGUUACACCAUCACACAAGACUACGAUGGAGCAUCACAGACAGUGGAGGGAAUUGGAGAAGUCCGAACCAGAGCCGGCCACCUGUUUAGGUCAGCAUCAUCACCAACGUCAUCAUUUCCACGACCAUCAGCAUCAUCACCAUCACCAACAUCAUCAUAGUUCCCAUAAACAUCACCACAACGAUCAUUCCUCCGCGUUCGAAAAGAAGCUGUCGUACGAUCUUCAGGGCAUCUGUGAUGUCAAAGCUCAGCCCAACAACUAUGUCUCGUCGAUAUACUCAUGCUACCAUGCCCAUUGGUGCGUUGCUUCUGUACCUUCGACGCCACGCUCCAGUCCCACUCCCGCGAGUCCAACCCUCUCCUCCCUCUCAUCGAACUGUAGCAGCGAAGGAGAGCUUGGGUGGCAGCAGCCGUUACGUCCGCGGACCACCACUGAGAAAGAUCCAGAUCGAUCUGCCCGCAAAUCGGUUGGAGAUGAUGAUGACGACGACGAUGACGAUGCGGACCAAAACAGCGACCAAGACCAAGAUCAAGACCAUAGUGGCAAUUUGCCGAAUCCAGGUGAUCUGCCAUCAUAUAUAACUCGAUUCCAGUGGGACAUGGCUAAAUACCCCAUCAAACAAUCUCUGAGAAACAUCGCAGAUAUUAUUAGUAAACAAGUGGGACAGAUCGAUGCUGAUCUAAAAACUAAAUCCACAAUAUAUAACAAUUUGAAAGGCAGCUUACAAAAUUUGGAAAAGAAACAGACGGGAAGUUUAUUAACACGAAAUUUAGCAGACUUAGUGAAAAAGGAACACUUUAUUCUGGAUAGCGAAUAUUUAACUACUUUGCUUGUAAUUGUACCGAGAUCCAGUUUCCAGGAAUGGUACGGUUGUUAUGAAAAACUGACAGAUAUGAUUGUACCGCGUAGUACACAGCUCAUUACUCAGGAUUCAGAAUACGGAUUAUUUACAGUCACUUUAUUUAAGAAAGUAAUGGACGAGUUUAAAUUGCAUGCUCGUGAAAAGAAGUUUAUUGUACGAGAUUUUACAUAUAAUGAAGAAGAAUUAGCAGCAGGAAAGAAUGAAAUUACAAAGUUGGUAACUGACAAAAAGAAGCAAUUCGGACCGCUUGUCCGUUGGUUAAAAGUGAAUUUCAGUGAAUGUUUUUGCGCUUGGAUUCAUGUUAAAGCUUUGCGCGUAUUUGUUGAAUCUGUUCUUAGAUAUGGCUUACCUGUCAAUUUCCAAGCAAUAUUACUGCACCCGCAUAAGAAAUGCGCAAGGAGAUUACGUGACGCUCUAAAUCAGCUUUAUGCUCAUUUAGAUUCAUCCGCUACCGGUACAACGGCGCUACAUAAUCAAGAUAGCGUGGAUAUACCAGGAUUAGGUUUUGGCCAAAGUGAUUAUUUCCCGUAUGUCUAUUACAAGAUCAACGUGGAUAUGGUUGAUAAUAAGGUCUAAUCAGUCUGCUUUUUUCCUCCCGAAUGUCGCACUUCCUUUUAUAUAUCCGGAUAUAAUUCUAUUACAUUAGGAAUCUGGCGGCGGAUGCGUACAAGUCUCUUACUUGUAUCAAUAUAUAAAAAGAACACUGCAUUUCCAGAAAAGUUCUUUCAAUUUUUCCUUAGUUAUGUUUAUAAUUAUAAAUCAUAAUUCACUAUAAUCGGAGAACAGUGUCACUUAACUUUUUUCGGAAAUAAUUAUUUUUCUAAACCAAUAAAAUUGGAAUAAUGUAUAAACUGUAAUAUUAUACUCGGAACUGUGCAUAAUAGUUUGUGCAUUCCCUUAUACAUAUUUCUCUUAAGUAUUAAGCAUAAAACAAGUGAAAUUAUAGACGAUAAUAAAGAUUAUAAAUUCUCAGGCAAUUACCAUUGAUCACAUGCUUUCGAUUUGUAGUUGUGGCAUCAAGUAUCUCUGUGACAGCAAUUUAUUUUGAUUCUUUGUUACUUCUCGAUACUUGGAAACAGCGCGACAUAUUUUACACGCUAAUGCGACAUAAAAAUGCAUACCGUUUCUAAGUAGAAUUGCCACAAUAUGAUUAAUUAUGUACCCGUUAAUCUGUUGUUAAUCUCUGUCCAUACAGAGUUAAAGUGCUGAUCUUUUCAUUAAUGUGUAAGAGAUCAAGACUUGUGAAAAAAAAAUAUAUAUAUGCACCUUGUUACAUCUUAUAAAGAAUAUUCACACUGUGUCAUGUGAAUAUUUAACAAAAAAUGUGAAUUGUUAACCACAGUACAGAAAAAAUGGAAUAUCUUAUUGUUGAAUACUAAGACGAGAGUUUUAUGUCAUGUAUUCUUAUAGUAUUUUAUUGUUUUAAAUUUAAACAAAUUUAUGGACUAUAAAAGUAAGUUUCACACGCGCGUAAUAUGUGCAGUUUACAUUAUGUAUUGUCUGUAUGGAAAAGUCGUAUUAUCAUGAGUCUAAAAAUUUUAAUAUAUUAUGAACCAUUUUUAAUAAUUGAAACAUAUACUAUAUUGAAACAUAUUAUAAUCAUUGUUUAGCGUCUAAAUAUUUUAUUAGAUUGAAGGUAUCUUAUGCUAACAGCGAAUUUAUCGAAAAGAUAAUUAAUAAAAACGUUUUAAAAAUUUUUUUUAUUUCGUAAAACUCGACUCCCAAUAGAUGGAGAAAACAAUAAUAUCGAUUUUUUUUAUAUUAUUAAGCAUAAAUUCAUAUUUCUGAUUAUUCAAAUAUGUAGACUUGUAGACUAUAUUUUUUUAUCAAUUGUUUCAUUUGUAAAUUAAAUUUAGCUAUUUUUGAGUUGGCACCGUUACAAACUGCACAAUAUAUAAGUCUCUUUGGUGAAUAUAUAAUAUAUAUAUAUAUAUAUAUAUAUAUAUAUAUACCAAUUAUAUAAAUAUAUACCAUAAAAAUGUAUUUUCUGAAGAAAUUUCAUGUUCAAACAAGUUUAGUUUCUCACACUGAUUAUAAUGUAAAUUGCUUGUACAUAAGAAAAAUCCAUGUAUAGCGUUCAUGGUUUCAUAUUAUUAUAUUUUGAGUUGCAAGAUCAUUGUAAAAUGCAGACCAAUGUACAAUGUUUUAAUCAAGCGAAAUCAUACCAGCGGAAAUCGAUGACAAUACUGAUUAAAUGUUGUCUGCUCCUUAAGCCUACACAAAGAAGCAAGAUGUGGCAUGUAAUAAAAAAGAAAGGAUACAUAUACAUAUUGGCAGUUAAAUUAUGUAGAUACGUUUAAAGAAAUGAUUAUACAUUGCAGUCAAUUGACUUUUGCGAAUUGUAUAGGUAAAUAUAAUUGUAGAUAAUAAAUAUUUAAGUUUAAUUGUCAAUAUC